This is a messenger RNA of Drosophila grimshawi, 927 nucleotides long. RefSeq lists its product as uncharacterized. NCBI's taxonomy places the organism in Eukaryota, Metazoa, Arthropoda, Insecta, Diptera, Drosophilidae. The record is from RefSeq and is a predicted model, not a curated record. Bases 134 to 499 code for a protein of 121 amino acids. The transcript is spliced from 2 exons.
ACAAACAAUCCACGCUUGUGGGGAAGCAUCACAACAACUGGUAAUACACCGAAAGAAAUUACAAAUCAGCUACGGUAGGCACACCAUAAAUACCGAUCGAUUAAGGGGUAUCAACGCUAAGUCCAAGCCAAAUAUGUCAGCAGAGGUGGAGACUGUCACAGCGGCUGAUAAAUUUGCAGCGAACGCUGAGGAAUUGGAAAACUAUUAUUUAAUGCUUGAAUCUGGCAAUAUACCAGAACUGCAAUGGCAAUUCCCUGGAAGACGACCGCUCUCCCCAGACGCCAAUGCCGGUGGUAACCACAAGGAGUUGGAAGCCGCCACCGAGGCCGUCGAGCAAGAGCCACAAAAGGCAAACGAUUUCGAUUUCAGUGACGAUGUGGCACCCACUCAAAUGCGCGUUCGAAGCCAAACCUCGACGCCAAAAUCGGCCAAGAAAAAGACGGCAAACUUUGCUGGCGUUAUGGAGACACUGAAAAAGAAGAAAACUGAGGGCUCAUAGUGGAGGUGGCCGCGACCCUAAUUUAUUUGUUUUUGCCGUUCCGACAAAUCACGAAGAUUUCAGAUUGGUCCUCUUGCCAGGGCAAGCUCAACUUAUAUUGCCAAUUAUAAUAUACUUAAUGUUUUUGUUUUCAAAAACCUUUCGCUUCUGGCAGAUGGCAGAUGGAUUAUUCAAAAUGUUCUUCGAAACUUACCGUUUUUGUUUUUAUAAUAUGAUUUUACUUCUUCUUCGGUGCACUUGUAGCGUUUCCUUAUAAGAUUUUGAGAUUUUCUGUAUAUAGAUUUGCAAUAUGCAAUUUUAACUUUUAAAUGGUGACAAAAAAAUGACAAUAGUUUUUAAAAAUGUGUAAUCAAUGUCAACUAAUUUUGUAGUAUAUGUUUUCCCUGUAUAUUUCUAAAAUCCAAAAAUAUACCACUUAAUAUCAUAUA